GUCCCCCCUGGGGUGUCCCUCACUUCUCGGCCAUCAUCAAGACGAAACCCGAUCUGUAAUUCUACUGAGAGUCCUUAUACCUCCGUCUACAGCAUCAUGGCAUCCAUGAACCAAGUUGUUACUGGUUAUGCCGCUCGUCGAGCGAAACUAGAAGCCAGUCAAAAUCCCUAUGCCAAGGGCAUCGCCUGGGUUGAAGGACAACUCGUUCCCCUCAGGGAGGCCCGCAUCCCCCUAAUCGACCAAGGCUUUCUGCGCAGUGAUUUGACCUACGAUGUCAUCGCCGUCUGGGACGGCCGGUUCUUUCGCCUAGACGACCACCUCUCUCGACUUGAAUUGGCCUGCGUGAAGUCGCGUCUCAAGUUGCCUAUAUCCCGCGAUGAAGUGAAGGAAACCCUGGUUAGGAUGGUCGCGCAAAGCGGUAUUCGGGACGCAUAUGUGGCUCUGAUUGUGACGCGGGGACUGCAGAGCGUUCGCGGUGUCAAGCCGGAGGAUUUAGUAAACAACCUGUACAUGUUUGUGCAACCCUAUGUCUGGGUCAUGGAUCCAGAGGUCCAACGGAUCGGUGGAAGUGGUGUUAUUACGCGAACUGUUCGUCGGGUGCCCCCAGGGGCUAUCGACCCUACCGUGAAGAACUUACAAUGGGGUGACUUGACUCGAGGUAUGCUCGAGGCUGCGGAUCGAGGUUCCAUGUACCCGUUCUUGACGGACGGAGAUGGCCAUCUCACGGAGGGAUCCGGUUAUAAUAUUGUUCUGAUCAAGGACGGCGCGAUUUAUACGCCUGAUCGCGGGGUGCUACAUGGUGUCACCAGGACAAGUGUCAUUGAUGUUGCACGAGCUUGUGGGAUCCAAGUUCACCUCGAGGCUGUGCCGGUCGAGUUGGCGUAUCAGUGUGAUGAAAUUUUCAUGUGCACGACAGCGGGUGGAAUCAUGCCCAUCACAGAGUUGGAUGGGAAGCCUGUGAAUCGGGGGCAGAUUGGUCCGGUCACGAAGAAGAUCUGGGACGGGUAUUGGGCUAUGCAUUAUGACCCAGCCUACAGCUUCGCAGUCAGAUAUGAUGAUGAAUCAAAGGCCAAGCUGUAAUUGUAGGGAAGUAACAAUGGCCGAGAUUCAGAUAUUGCAUACUCGUAGCGAGGUUUCCG
Molecule: messenger RNA, 1139 nt
Organism: Aspergillus piperis CBS 112811
Lineage: Eukaryota; Fungi; Ascomycota; Eurotiomycetes; Eurotiales; Aspergillaceae
Product: aminotransferase class IV
Exons: 1
Coding region: 97-1080 (327 amino acids)
Biological process (GO): carboxylic acid metabolic process
Molecular function (GO): catalytic activity
Source: RefSeq, a predicted model, not a curated record